Molecule: messenger RNA, 1655 nt
Organism: Hypoxylon trugodes
Lineage: Eukaryota; Fungi; Ascomycota; Sordariomycetes; Xylariales; Hypoxylaceae
Product: Homogentisate 1,2-dioxygenase
Exons: 2
Coding region: 126-1517 (463 amino acids)
Biological process (GO): L-phenylalanine catabolic process
Cellular component (GO): cytoplasm
Molecular function (GO): homogentisate 1,2-dioxygenase activity
Source: RefSeq, a predicted model, not a curated record
GUUUCAUUUAGAAGUGACUUGGAAGUAUGUCGACAUAUUCAAUGUUUGACGUAUCAUUAAACGCCUUUCUCUUCAAGACCUAUAAUAUCAAUCCACCUUGAAGAGACUUGCUUGAACCAUCCAAUAUGCCUAUCACGAAAUUUGAUUUUGAUGAAAAAUACAAGUACCAGAAUGGGUUUGGGUCUUAUUUCGAGACCGAAGCCAUUCAGGGCGCUCUACCCAUUGGUCAGAAUUCUCCUCAAAAACCACCCUACGGUUUAUAUGCCGAGAAGUUCUCUGGUACCGCCUUCACGGCUCCGCGACAUGAGAACCAACAAUCAUGGCUCUAUCGAAUACUUCCUUCGAGUACACAUCCCCCCUUUGGCCCCGCGACCUCUAAGACGGAUAAUUCGGCCGAUAUCUCAAAACUUGAAUACAUACCAAAUCAAUUGAGAUGGGAUCCCUUCGAUCACAACGAUCAGAUCGACUUCGUGUCGGGUCUACAUCUUGUCGCAGGAGCUGGUGACCCAACGCUGAAACAAGGCAUUGGCAUAUACAUAUACGCCGCGGGGAAGUCGAUGGACGAGCGUUCUGCCUUCUAUUCGGCAGACGGUGAUCUUUUGAUUGUAGCUCAGGAUGGGGUUCUAGAUAUCAGGACCGAGCAAGGCUGGCUUCUAGUCCGGCCCAUGGAGAUCUGUGUUAUCCCACGAGGUGUCAAAUAUCAAGUUCAUCUACCCUCCGGUCCGGUUAGGGGAUAUGCGCUUGAGCUAUACCAAGGCCAUUUCAGUCUCCCAGAGCUAGGUCCAAUCGGAUCAAAUUGUCUGGCGAAUAUCCGCGAUUUUCAAGCCCCCGUCGCUUGUUUCAGUGAGGACUUUGGCGCGACUGCUUCCGAAGGGCCUAAUUCCUACACAAUCACGGUCAAGUUCAAUAACUCACUCUUCCAGACUAAACAAGCCCAUACACCAUUCGAUGUUGUGGCCUGGCAUGGUAAUUACUACCCAUACAAGUAUGACCUCGGUCGCUUUAACACUAUCGGGAGUAUCUCGUAUGAUCAUCCGGACCCGUCGAUCUUCACUGUUCUCUCGGGUCUGUCGGAUCACCCCGGCACCGCUAUUGCCGAUUUCGUUAUCUUCCCGCCGCGCUGGCUAGUAGCUGAGAACACGUUCAGACCACCUUGGUAUCACCGCAAUACCAUGUCAGAGUUCAUGGGUCUUAUCGCGGGUGAGUACGACGCGAAGAAGGGCGGUCAGGGCGGUUUUAUGCCUGGUGGCGCCAGCUUACACAAUGUCAUGAGUGGACAUGGACCAGAUGCGAAGAGCUUUGAGGGCGCGAGCAAUGCCGAACUCAAGCCUGCGUUCGUUGGUGGGGAUAGUUGUGCUUUCAUGUUUGAGAGCUGCUUGAUGGUGGGUGUCACUGAGUGGGGCCUGAAAACGUGCAAGAAAGUACAGGACAGCUACAACGAGGAAAGCUGGGGUGGCGUUCAAGUACAUUGGAAGAGGCCCGAGGGUGUAGGCGCUAAUAGCCACUUGCUCAAGUGAAGCAGGUAGUAGAUUCUGUACCAAAAUUGAGAUCAGCAACUAAUAUCUGAAAUUAAUUUUUUUGCCUCGGAAUAUUAAGUAUUCAACAAAUUCGCCUACACAAGUGUCUAGGUAGAUAUCUACCAUUAUGCCAUCUGA